CUCGCGAAGGAGAGCCGGGUCGUUGUAGUCGAACAAUGUGGCGAAUCUAAUUGGGCUUCAACACUCAAGAUUGAUACCGAAGCUGCGGAUGGCUCUCGCAAGGCUUACUCCCUCAAGAUCUUGAGGUCCGAAGACGCCGAGGAGCGUGUGCUGGGCGAGUACAUGUCCAUGCACGAGAUACACAAGACACUGCCCAGCAUCGCGCCACAGCCUCACGGAUAUGGCAAAUGCAGAGAAGAGAACGCACACUUUUACUUGUGCGACUUCCUGAACAUCGAUCACCAUCUCCCUAACCCCGAGCGCCUCGGAGAAAAGCUGGCCGAGCUUCAUCGAAAAAGUCAGUCCCCGACGGGCAAGUUCGGCUUCUACUGCACCACCUUCGACGGCAAGCUGCCGCUCACCACGACGUGGGACAGUAGUUGGACCUCCUUUUUCACAAGGCUUCUGCGCGAUGUGUACAAGCUCGACGUUGAGGUCAACGGCUUCUGGCAAGAGCUGGAUGAUGCCCUGCAAGUCACGUUCGACAAGCUGAUCCCGCGGCUGCUGAAUCCGCUCACGGCAGAAGGGCGGACCAUCAAGCCAUGCCUAAUCCAUGGGGACCUCUGGGAGUCCAACAUCGGCACCGACUCGCGGACAGGCGAAAUAUACAUUUACGACGCCUGCGCUUACUAUGCCCACCACGAGAAAGAAGUAGGUAUCUGGAGGUGCAGGCAUCACCAGCUCUUCGAUGGGGAAUACCGCGAACAUUAUUUCAUGAACAUUCCGCCAAGUGAGCCGGUCGGAGAAUAUGACGACCGGAACCGCUUGUAUUCUGUUGAGACGCUUCUCAUCAAUUCAGCCCAUUGCCCCGGGUCCGAGACGCGGAACUGGGCCUUGAAUGAGCUAAACUGGCUCAUCAACAAGUAUCGUGGAGAGAUGUAA
Molecule: messenger RNA, 921 nt
Organism: Chaetomium strumarium
Lineage: Eukaryota; Fungi; Ascomycota; Sordariomycetes; Sordariales; Chaetomiaceae
Product: Fructosamine/Ketosamine-3-kinase
Exons: 2
Source: RefSeq, a predicted model, not a curated record